GAACAAAAGGUUCGAAUCAGAUGUAAGGACUAUGUCAAGAAGAUCGCGGUAUACCGCGACCGCUUGGCAGUUCAACUUCCAGACAAGGUGCUUAUUUAUGAAGUGUCUCAUGACGAUCCUUUGGAUAUGCAUUACAAGAAUAUCGAAAAGAUCAAGCAGAAAUUUGUGUGCUCCUUGCUGGUGGUCACAACGAACCACAUCAUUCUUUGCCAGGAAAGAAAAUUGCAGCUGUACUCCUUCCAGGGUGUGCUGGAACGCGAAUGGAACUUGGACGCUCUGAUCCGCUACAUCAAGGUGGUGGGAGGAGCGCCAAGACGCGAAGGUCUGUUGGUUGGCUUGAAAAAUGGCCACGUGAUGAAGAUCUUUGUAGACAAUGCCUUCCCAGUGACCCUCAUCAAGCAGGCAACGGCAGUGAGAUGUUUGGACCUCUCCUGCAGGCGGAAGAAAUUGGCCGUCGUUGACGAGACCUCCAACCUGCUCGUGUACGACUUGGACACACAGCAGUUGUUAUACCAGGAACCCAAUGCCAAUAGUGUCGCGUGGAACACGGAGAUGGAGGACAUGUUGGCAUACAGUGGGAGCAACAUGCUGUGCAUCAAGACGGGCAGUUUUCCACCGCACAUGCAGAAGCUUCAAGGCUUUGUGGUGGGCUUCAAAGGAUCUAAGAUCUUUUGUUUGCAUUACAUCUCCAUGCAAACCAUCGAUGUGCCACAGAGCGCCUCUUUGUACAGAUAUAUGGAGAAGAAGGACUUUGAGACCGCCUACCGCGUGGCAUGCCUCGGGGUGACAGAGGCGGAUUGGAGAGCCCUGGCGCUGGAUGCCUUGCAAAGUUUACGCUUCGACAUUGCGCGCAAGG
Cladocopium goreaui is the source of this 856-nucleotide messenger RNA. NCBI's taxonomy places the organism in Eukaryota, Dinophyceae, Suessiales, Symbiodiniaceae. The record is from the annotation of a GenBank genome assembly.